Molecule: messenger RNA, 984 nt
Organism: Drosophila takahashii
Lineage: Eukaryota; Metazoa; Arthropoda; Insecta; Diptera; Drosophilidae
Source: RefSeq, a predicted model, not a curated record
CUUCGUUUCAGUUGAAACUUUCGCAUCUCUCUGUGCACAUCUCAUCGCUCGGAGGCUCAAAUAUAAAUAUACACAACAAUUAUUAAAAGAAAUUUCUAAUAUAUUUUGACUUUGUGGUCACCUAGAAAAUGGUCAACGAGCUCAACAGACCCCAAAAUGGGGACAAUGCCGCCUUGAGCGAGCGCCUGGCAGCCUCCAACCGGCAGCUGCAAGAGAUGCAGGAGGAGCACCGCCAGUUGCUCGAGGAGAUGGAAACCUUGCGUCUGCGAGCCGCCGAGCUCACUCUUUUGAAUGCCCAGCGCCAGCAAUUGAGGCAGUCGACCGUCGUGGAGGAGGUGUCCCAGUCCCAUUCCCAGUCCCAGGAAACCACGGUCAGCCAGGUGGAAGCUCCAGCGGAGCCAGAGCCAGUGCCCUCAUCCUCCUCCCCCACCCCUUCCGCUGAUCCCGCAUCACCAACUGUCCAGGAGGAAGGCGACGAGGACAACGAGGAGCAGGCCAGCUAUCUGCAGGCGAAACUAAACGAGAUCGCCAACCUGAAGGCUCAGUUUAAGCGGGUGCAAAACAUGGUGGACACCACCAAGAUGAUCGAGCAGCAUAUGUCCACCAGGCAGACCGUGCAGAGCAGCUCCUCCGUUCAGAGCAGCCGCCAAGUCACUAGCUCCGAAGUUCGAGUGGCAAGUGAAGUGACUGAGCAGAUAGCUGAGGAAGCCAGUCCUUCAACGGGCAAUCCACCCGACAACGCAGAGCUCCUGAACUCCAUGCUGAACAUGUUCACGGACUUUACCAGCGAUCUGCGCGGUCAGGCGGAGAGUCUCCGGGCGGAGCGGGAUCGCAUCAGGACCCUCAAGGAGGACAUCAUCCAGCGCAAGCAGGGAAAAUAAUCUUUAUUACGUGAAAACACGCACUUGUUCUAGUCAUAUAAUGUCCAAAAUUAAAGGAAGAUAUUAUAAAAUUAAAGAAUAAUAACCAAGUAUAUAAACACUU